GUAACAGCAACAUCUCUGCGCUGGACCUGAGCCUGGGACCAUCUGUGGUCUGUUAAUGAGGGGGAGCUGGAUUUCCCCUGAAAUAGGAACUAUUUAAAUUCCCUGUUGAUCCAAAGAGCUCAGAAAUCUCAACGUGCUUUAGCAAAACCGCAGCAAACCAUUUGCUUGCAGAGGAGCCGAAGCUGGCUGUGCCGGACACUUUGCCAUUUAAACAUCCCUGGUCUCAGAUGCCACAACAGACCCAGAUGUCAGCGCAGCCCCAGACCUGCAGAACGGCGCAUGGGAGAAUGGUAGCGAGCCCGUAAGACCAUGCUCUACACAAUGAAAUGUUGGCUCCCGGUCCUGGUCCUCCAGCUGGUCCUCCUGAGCCCACCGCGGGUGGCAGCCUGCCCCGCCCGCUGCGAGUGCGCCCCGCAGAUCAAGUCGGUGGUGUGUCACCGCAAGCGGCUCACCUCCAUCCCCGAGGGCAUCCCCACCGAGACCAAGAUCCUGGAGCUCAACAAGAACCGCAUCCGCUGCCUGAACCCGGGGGACCUCUCCCCGUACCCGCUGCUGGAGGAGCUGGAUUUCAGUGAGAACAUCAUCUCCAAUGUGGAGCCGGGUGCCUUCAGCAACCUGUUCAACCUGCAGACCUUGCGGCUGCGGGGGAACCAGCUCAAGCUCAUCCCCCCGGGGGUCUUCACCAAGUUGACCAACCUCACCCUCCUGGACAUCAGCGAGAACAAACUCGUCAUCCUGCUGGACUACAUGUUCCAGGACCUGCGAAACCUGAAGAGCCUGGAGGUGGGUGAUAACGACUUGGUGUACAUCUCCCAGCGGGCCUUCUCGGGGCUGCUCGGCCUGGAGCAGCUGACCAUUGAGAAGUGCAACCUGACCUCCAUCUCAGCCGAGUCGCUCUCCUACCUCCAGAACCUGGAGGUGCUGCGGCUCCGGCACCUCAGCAUCUCUGCGCUGGAGGACCAAAACUUCAAGAAACUCUACAACCUCCUGCAAUUGGAGAUCGACAACUGGCCGCUGCUGGAAGACAUCUCCCCCACCAGCUUCCAGGGCCUGAACCUCACCUCGCUCUCCAUCACCUACACCAACAUCACAGCCGUGCCCGCCGCUGCCUUGAGGAACCUGGUGUACCUCCGGUACCUGAACCUGUCCUACAACCCCAUUAGCACUGUGCUGAAGGGCUCCUUUAAAGACCUCAUCCGACUGCAGGAGCUCCACAUCGUGGGUGCUCUCUUGGUGUCCGUGGAGCCGCAGGCUUUCUCCGGCCUGAGACAAAUCCGGCUGCUCAACCUCUCCAGCAACUUUCUCUCCACCCUGGAGGAGAGCACCUUCCACUCCGUCAACACACUGGAGACCCUGCGGGUGGACAGAAACCCCCUGGCCUGUGACUGCCGCCUCCUCUGGAUCCUGCAGCGACGGAAGACGCUCAACUUCGAUGGGCAGCAGCCCAUGUGCUCCUCACCGCCCGAAAUCCAGGGCAAUGCCCUACGUGACUUCCCGGACUCUGUGCUCUUCGAGUAUUUCACCUGCCAGAAGCCCAAGAUAAAGGAUCGGAAGCUGCAGCACGUGACGGCCCGGGAAGGGCAAUCUGUGUCCUUCCUUUGCCGGGCAGACGGGGAGCCAGACCCCUCCAUCGCCUGGGUGUCCCCUCAGCACCGUAUGAUCACCACCCGCAGCACGGGGCGGGCGACCGUGCUGCCCGGGGGCACCCUGGAGAUCCGCUUUGCCCAGGUGCAGGACAGUGGCACCUACAUCUGCAUCGCCAGCAACGCGGGAGGCAACGACACCUACUUCGCCACCCUGACGGUUAAGGGGCGGCCAGCUGACAGCUCCCACUACGCGAACCGAACUUUAUACCUCAGCGAGUUCAACGACACCUCCCACAAUGACACACAAGUCUUCUUGAAGUUUACGUUGGACCUCAAGACCAUCCUGGUCUCCACAGCCAUGGGCUGCAUCACCUUCCUGGGCGUGGUGCUCUUCUGCUUCCUCCUCCUCUUCGUCUGGAGCCGGGGCCGGGGGCAGCACAAGAACAACUUCUCAGUGGAGUACUCCUUCCGCAAGGUGGAUGGUCCCACCACCACCACCGGCCAAGGAGGAGCCAGGAAGUUCAACAUGAAGAUGAUCUGAGCCUCUCCCAGAGGAGAACCAUUGUCUUCUGCCCGGCCCCGGGCAUGGCCGUGGUGGGUCAGGGCUGGGGGGGUUGUGUGGGAGCACUGGUGACAUCCCAGCGCUGGCGGUGGGACCUUGCUGUGCUGGGACGCAGCUGGAGACACACCAGAGGCACCGUGAGCCAGCACAGUCAGAACCACAUGGACCUCGGGGAGCGAUGACCCCGACUGUCCCGGCCCCGCGGUGAGCCUUUGCGGCACAAUGGCUCAGGGGCCGUCCCGGCUCCAGGGGCUCCCAAUGUAGCCAACAUUUUUGCUACCAACUAUGCAUUUCUCUAGCCAAGAGAUCAGCAGUGUUUGGGCCUGGGGAAAAAAAAAAAACAAAACUGCUUCUCUUUUUUCCCGUCCCCUUUCCCAUUUUUUUAAGAGACUCUCUGGAAAACUUUCCUGGUAGUUGUUUAUGGUUCUUCUCUUUCCUUGUUGUUGGGUUGGGGUUUUUUUUGGUCCAACGAUUUUUUUUAAAUGAAUUUCCAAGAGAAAAAAAGUCUUCCGGGGCAACGCAGGGCUGGGGCGCCAGGGGAGGUUGUGCCGAGCUGGGGUUCUCAUCCAGCCCCUCGGCAAAGCCGGACCCCACAGGGCAUGGCCGUGCCUUGAGAGCUUUCCACUGGCGGAUUUAAGAUGUGGUAUCUGCAAACACGGGCGCCUGGGGAUGCUCCUGCCCAAGCAAUAAUAACCCACCCAAGGCCAGGCUCUGAGGAGGUGUCAGCAAGAAAAAUAAAAGGGA
Messenger RNA from Athene cunicularia (burrowing owl), 2892 nucleotides. RefSeq names its product leucine rich repeat and Ig domain containing 3 (gene LINGO3). Gene Ontology annotation, cellular component: extracellular region. The transcript has 3 exons. Gene Ontology annotation, molecular function: protein binding. Bases 310 to 2127 code for a protein of 605 amino acids. The record is from RefSeq and is a predicted model, not a curated record. NCBI's taxonomy places the organism in Eukaryota, Metazoa, Chordata, Aves, Strigiformes, Strigidae.